AUGCCCGGGUGCUUCAAGAAAACCAUAUUCUCCUUGGCUGCCGCUUGUAGCUUCGCAUCGUUUGUGCUUAUCAUUGUUGCCAUGGCUACUCAGAAAUGGAUGACUGGAAAGAUUCUAUGCCAGACGGGAGUCGAUCUGGUCAAUGCUUCAGAUCCGGAGCUGGUGAAGUUUAUUGGGGACAUCUACUACGGGCUCUUCCAAGGUGGCAAAGUGAGGCGAUGUGGAUUGGGAAAACGCACGUUCACAUUUAAAAUAUUUCCGGAUAUGGUGAAACAGCUGAACACUGCUCUUCAUGUCUUCAUUAUCCUCUUCCUGUGCACCGCCAUUUCUUUUGCUCUGAUCAGUUUCGGGUUCUGUAUUUACAAUGCGCUGAAAGUCCCUUAUCGGUCAAUUAAAGGUCCAGCUGGUAUAUGUCUCUGGAACUUCAUUGCAGGUCUAUUCAUAGUGUUUGCGGUGACCAGCUUCAUAGCCGCAGUCCAGCUCCACCGCCUGACAGAUCGGGUAGCUAAUUUCAGUGAAAACGUCUUCACGAUCGUUAUUCUAGAGGAGAAGUAUGAAGACUCCUUUUGGGUCUGUGUUGCUAGUGGAGCAAUGCAUGCUGUCAAUAUGCUGCUCAUGGCGGCCACCGCAAUACGCUUACCCAAGCUGAAGACUAAAACGGAAGAGGCAAACGUAACUGCAGAGGACAUUAUGUAUUAA
Nanorana parkeri is the source of this 699-nucleotide messenger RNA. RefSeq names its product clarin 2 (gene CLRN2). Bases 1 to 699 code for a protein of 232 amino acids. The transcript is spliced from 3 exons. NCBI's taxonomy places the organism in Eukaryota, Metazoa, Chordata, Amphibia, Anura, Dicroglossidae. The record is from RefSeq and is a predicted model, not a curated record.